AUGGAAAUCACUCCGACGGAGUAUGAUGUGAUAGUGAUUGGCACCGGGAUUACAGAGUGUAUAAUCGCAGCAGCAUGCUCCAGGAUUGGGAAAACUGUCCUCCACCUUGACAUCAACAGAUUCUAUGGGGAACAAUGGUCUUCAUUUACCCUCUCCGGUCUGGAGAAUUUCGUUAAAGAUGGCCCUCCUUGCCUCAGUGGGGAUAAUUUCAAGUACAAACAUUUCAUGCAGAACCUUGAUUAUAUCGAGAUGCCUUUGGAUCAGGUGAAAAAAGAAUCAGAUGUAGAAAAAUCAGCUGAUUUAGAGGUUUCUGAGCCGAACAAAGAAAAAGAAGACGGCGCCACAGCAGAGUCAGAGGCAGAAACAAUCCCUCAAAAACCACAAUGGACAUCGGAAAAGUUCCAGAAAUCCAAACGGCGAGUGAACAUUGACAUAACACCAAAACUGUGUUACAGCGCUGGUCACAUGGUCGAGCUACUCCGGAGUUCAAAUUGUUCCCGAUACCUGGAAUUCAAGGCUGUUAACCGGAGUUUUGUGCAUCACGAGAGUGAGCUGAUUCAGGCGCCUUGUAAUCGGGAGCAAGUUUUUAACUGUAAACAUUUGAAGGUUUUAGAAAAACGGAUCAUGAUGAAAUUUGUGACAUUCGCCCUUCAAGUGGACGUGGAGAGCGAGGAAUUCCAAGAGUGGGAUAAGAAAGAAGACUUGGAAUUGUAUAAAUAUUUUAAAUUAACCGAUAGUUUGAUCAGCUUAGUCCAGGCCUCUUUGGUGGUAUCAAAUAAAGAUAAGGUAUCCGCUCACGACGCAAUACGAUCCAUUAAGCAUUAUUUGAAGAAUGUAGGAGUAUACGGAAGCAUGCCAUUUAUCUGUCCUAUAUACGGAGCAGGAGAACUCCCUCAAGCUUUUGCUAGAUUCAGCGCCGUGUUUGGCAGUAUUUACGUUUUGGACAUUUCACCUUCAGAACUCAAAUUUGACGAAUCGGGAGUAUUUUGCGGGGUGACUUUGCAAACAGGUCAGAGUAUAAAGGGACAGUAUUGUGUCGUGUCCCCUAAUUAUUCCUCAGACUCAACAGAAGGCUCCCCUGAAGGACUGAUAUCCGUAUCUCACGCUGUGUACCUCACGGACUCUUCCAUAAAACCCAAACUAAAAGUAGGCGAGCAAGACGACAUUUCACUCAUUCACAUCCUCUCCGGUAAGAUGGGAAACGACAGAGCCGUCUCUGGCUUCGAGUUCGGACCGAGGAGCAUGCUGCCUGCGGAGGAUAUGUACAUGGUACAUUUAACCACCCCCGGAGGGGAUGCUGACCUUCCUAGAUCUGAUCUGGAGGCGGUGGUUGAUCAGAUUACUUGCAGUACUCACGUUCUUUACAAACUGUUCUUCACUACGAGGAUGUCUGCGGAGGGAAGGAGUGUGGAGCCUAGUCUUGAUAAUAAUAUGAUAAGAACUUCGUUUCCUACCUACAAUGCUGGUUAUAGUGAAAGUAUAGAAGAAGCUAAAACAUCGUUCCAUUUGAUGUAUCCAGAAGAGGAGUUUUUGCCGGCAGCUCCAAAUCCGGAAGAUAUUAAAUGGCCGGAAGAGGACGAGAGUGAAGUUGUCGAGAAAGAGGCUCCAAGUGAACAGCAGGAAGAUAUGACUGAAAUUUCUGAGAAGAUAGUGGACGAUAUAGAUAAAACUGCUACUGAUGAACUAAAAGGGGAAGAUGUUUCGUCCUAAAAUCCCAUUGCUGAUAGUUAUCAUUAUUAAAACCUGCGAUAAGUUUUAAAUUGAAAUUUUUUGUGUUUGAUCGGGUUUGACUGGAUUCUUGAGCUUAUUUAGCAUUUAUCGUGACUGGAUUAUUGCGUGAACUUUGGUUUUUGAAAUUAUAUUUUUAUCUGGUAAUUUAAGAUUUAUUCAGUGUUAUGUGAAAUAAUUGUACUAGUGCGUUUGUCGAAUUUGUUUUUCAUACAUAAACAUUAGAAUUUGCAUUUUAACUGACUUAGUAUCAUUCUUAAGAGUUGAUAUAUUAGCAAAGACAGAUUAACAUAUUAUGUACCGGAUUUACAUGUUUUACAUUACAUGAUGCAUGUUUUGAGAUUUUCUUUUGAGUAAUUGGCUUAUACCAUCGUAGGUAGAUGUUCAAAUUGGGGCUUCCUAUAGCUUUGGGAGCAGCAUGCGGUGCACUUACGAUUCACAAACUCUACGGUGACUACCCUCUUUUUGGUGCGGAGCUGGAACUUCCCGCGGAUCUAGAAGGCAAUCCUAUGGAUGGAAAACCUGUUUUUCGCAUCAGACCACGCUCCGAGAUCGUAGAACAUGCAGCUCGAUACAGGAAAGAGGUGACCCCUAAAAGAUCACUUGAAGAAAUCCAAAAAGAAGUUAAGGAGUGGGCAGAUGACUACGACAAACAGAAUGUACGGGCUCCUGAAGAGGUUUGGGCGAAGAUAGACAAGUACGGCUGGUUAGCGACCUUGUCGUAUCGAGCCGGACUUACUGAGCUUGAAGAUGUGUUAAAACACGAUGAUGAAGGGUUGGAAGUGUUAGACGAUCAAAAAGGGGGAAUUGAGCAGAUUUUUGAGUCAAUUGAUAGUGAGAAUGUUACGACUUUAGAAUCAGUUCUCGAUGAAAAUGUUUAUAUCUCUGAAUCAGUUCUCGAUAAAAAUGUUCAUAUCUCUGAAUCAGUUGUUAAUGAAGAUGCGCAGACCCCAGAGACUCAAUCAACAGUUGAACUAGAUGAGACUGAAAGUUUGUUAACCUCAGAUUUAAAGGAGGAUAUUAGUGAACGGACUUCAGAAAUAAUCUUAAAUAAAUCUCUAAGCGCUCCAAAUAUUAUAAUAGUCGAUGAGAGUUCGCGGAUACCCGAAGAAGUUUUAUUGGACGAUGUUUCGUAAAGUAAGUUAGUGUUAGUGACCCACAGAUCAAGCUUAACCUUUUUAUAACACAACUUACGAUUCGUAUUUGAACAAAUUAGUUUAAUUUAUUUAUAGCGAGUAAGAACUUUUGUUUUUGUUUUUUAAUUUAUUUUGUAUUGAACUUUGUUUAUUGAACUCAGAUGUGGCCCAGUUCAUGUAUUUAUCUUAGUUUUAAAUAUUUUUGACACGUUUACAAACUGGUUUAC
Bolinopsis microptera is the source of this 3091-nucleotide messenger RNA. Its product is annotated as rab proteins geranylgeranyltransferase component A 1-like. Gene Ontology annotation, biological process: intracellular protein transport; protein geranylgeranylation; small GTPase-mediated signal transduction. The record is from RefSeq and is a predicted model, not a curated record. Lineage: Eukaryota; Metazoa; Ctenophora; Tentaculata; Lobata; Bolinopsidae. The transcript is spliced from 4 exons. Gene Ontology annotation, cellular component: Rab-protein geranylgeranyltransferase complex; cytoplasm; nucleus. Gene Ontology annotation, molecular function: GDP-dissociation inhibitor activity. Bases 1 to 1710 code for a protein of 569 amino acids.